AUGAAACCUCAUGGUUGUAAUCAAAAAUCUAAAGUCCAGAAUUUUUUUGACACAGAUGCAGACAUCAAGAAUCAGCCAAUGAAUCACAACGAUGGUUGGAUGUCUGCUGGUGGAGAAUCAUGCAGUGCUAAUGAGACUGCCUCAGCUAAUCGUAGACUUUUUAAUGUGCUUAGCUCGAGGGAAGACAAUUUGUUAAAUAACACGCGACCCUUAUAUACAGAUACAGUCACCUUCGUUUAUGUGGACUUGUUUGUGAACUCCAUCACAGAUGUGAUCACCAUCAAGAGAAGACCUCUGCUGUAUAUCAUCAACUUAAUUUUUCCAGUAUUUUGUUUUCUUGUGCUGGAUGUGGCCUCAUUCUUCACAAAUGCAUCUGGAACAGAGAAGCUGGGCUUUAAAGUGACUUUACUGCUGUCCAUAUCUGUGUUACUGCUGAUUCUUAAUGACAAGCUGCCAUCUACUGCCAGUGAAAUGCCACUGAUUGGGAUUUACUGCAUUGGGGUUUUCUCACUUAUUGGCAUAAGUAUUCUGGAGACCAUCUUUGUGAGCAUUCUGAUUGCAAAAGGAAAAGAGACCAAAUCAGUAACACCAACAGAAAGCGGAGUAGAUGUAACCGUUCAACAUGAUGGCGUAAAAUACUUGCAUUACUCUCUAGACACAGUUACUGGUAGAACUGAACAGAUGACAUGUACGCCCGACAUGCUGAAGCAGAUCCUCAUGGAGUUUUGGGUUUUUACUCAGCAACAUCAAGAAAAGGUCUCACCAUGCUGGACCUUAGCAGCAAGAAUUGUAAAUGGGAUAUUUACUGUUCUUUACAUAAUCAUCGUUAUUGGGUUUCUGACCUUUCUGGGCAAGGUUUGGUUUCAAUUUUAAUAUAUUUUUAUACACAGCAAGAAUUGGAGAGUUAACAUUUCAGUGUAAAACAUUUCUGAGCUGAAUUCAACACCCAAAGAGUAAAAUGAACAUAUUUAGAGUAAAUUGUUGUUCAGAGUUGGAGUUACAUUUGAAUCUAGUCAUUUUAC
Molecule: messenger RNA, 1022 nt
Organism: Misgurnus anguillicaudatus (oriental weatherfish)
Lineage: Eukaryota; Metazoa; Chordata; Actinopteri; Cypriniformes; Cobitidae
Source: RefSeq, a predicted model, not a curated record